CGAAAACAAUCAAACUGGACAAGCUAUAAGAAUGGGCGCUGUGUGCUGCCUAGGCCGCGUCGCCCCUUCCCAUAGUCGCUCGGCAGCCUUCGUGUGACUGGCGGGGUGGUUUUUGAGAUCUUCGCUCCUUCCACAACCGAGUAGCUUCGUCGACGUGCGAAACCUUGCACCACCAAUUAUCCCCAAGCUCUUCUCCGCGCCCAGCCUCCAGCAUGACGACAGUCGCCGUAACGACAGAGAUGAAACGUGCCGUUGCGCCCGCCGCGCUGCAGACGUUCGUAUCAAUCGCUCCCGAGGCAGCCGCAGCAUCAAGCCACCUUCCGAAUGAGUUAUCGCUCGCCCGCCAGAUACUGCACAACCUCCAGUACCAGCACUAUUGGUCCGACCUCCACGUACACACGCACUCACCGACUACCCACGAGCCCCUUCCCCGUCCGCUGGUCUCUGGCCUGCCCCCGCGCCGCCUCUACGUACACCCCGAUGAGCAGGUGGAGCUGCUGAAGAAGGCCGAUCGCGAAAGGAAGGCGCGCGCUGAGGGCGAUGCAGGUGGUUUGGAGGUCAAGGCAGAGCCUGAGCGCGAAUGGAUACUGCCCACCAGGCUGAACGAGAAGUGGACGCUGCGUCGGCUGGCCCACGUCUUCGAUGCCAUCACUAUGGUCCCGCCUGCAGCAGACGCGUCGACAGUAGAGGGGGAUCGCCCUACCAACCCAUGGAGAACAACCAAGCGCGUACUAUUAGCGUCAGUAGACACGGACAGCACGGUCGUCUACUAUAUUGUGCACGAUGGCGUUGUCAAGCCCCGCCAGAACUGAACAGGGCGUUGCGCCAGUCGUCAUACACAUCUGCUAUCGCAGCGCAUAUUGACCAGGCUAUCACAAAAAGCCCACAUACGAGAUGGUGCAUACGGCUACGAAGGACCGAAAGUUUUUCAGC
This is a messenger RNA of Alternaria rosae, 933 nucleotides long. Its product is annotated as Sen15 protein-domain-containing protein. The transcript has a single exon. Gene Ontology annotation, biological process: tRNA splicing, via endonucleolytic cleavage and ligation; tRNA-type intron splice site recognition and cleavage. Gene Ontology annotation, cellular component: tRNA-intron endonuclease complex. The record is from RefSeq and is a predicted model, not a curated record. Gene Ontology annotation, molecular function: nucleic acid binding. The coding region runs from base 213 to 812 and encodes 199 amino acids. Lineage: Eukaryota; Fungi; Ascomycota; Dothideomycetes; Pleosporales; Pleosporaceae.